Ipomoea nil (Japanese morning glory) is the source of this 591-nucleotide messenger RNA. RefSeq names its product RNA-directed DNA polymerase homolog. Lineage: Eukaryota; Viridiplantae; Streptophyta; Magnoliopsida; Solanales; Convolvulaceae. The transcript has a single exon. The coding region runs from base 1 to 591 and encodes 196 amino acids. The record is from RefSeq and is a predicted model, not a curated record.
AUGGCACCCAAGGAAAUGCACGAACUGAAGGAACAACUGCAAGACUUAUUGGACAAGGGGUACAUCCAUCCUAGUACUUCACCGUGGGGAGCUCCAGUGUUGUUCGUCAAGAAGAAGGAUGGGAGCAUGAGGUUGUGUAUCGAUUACAGAGAAUUGAAUCAAGUGACAGUCAAGAAUAAGUACUCUCUUCCACAGAUUGAUGAUUUAUUUGACCAACUUAAGGGGGCAGGCAUGUUUUCUAAGAUUGAUCUAAGGUCGGGUUAUCAUCAACUAAAGGUAGCCGAUAAGGACAUUCCAAAGAUGGCUUUCCGGACUCGUUAUGGGCAUUAUGAGUUCACAGUAAUGCUGUUUGGUUUGACUAAUGCCCCGGCAGUAUUCAUGGAUUUGAUGAACCGUGUGUUUAAACCUCACUUGGACGAUUUCGUGAUCGUGUUUAUCGAUGACAUCUUGGUUUACUCCCGAUAUAGUGAAGAAUAUGAGAGACACCUACGGAUUGUUCUACAAACUUUGAGAGAGAAACAAUUGUAUGCCAAACUCUCUAAGUGCGAGUUUUGGAAAGACAACGUGGCACCUUAUGGGAAGAACACUUAG